AUGGUGGAACCGGUUGGAUUUGUGGAUGCGUGGAAGGCUCAGUUCCCAGAGUCUGAUCCCCCUUCGAUGGAGCUGAACUCAAUGGGUGAGAUUGAGCAGGAACUGGACAAAUGCAAGUCAUCUAUCAAGCACUUUGAGAAGGAAGUAAACAAAGAGCGCUUUCGUAUGAUCUACCUGCAGACUUUACUGGCAAAGGAAAAGAAGUCUUAUGAUGGGCAGAGUGAAACUAAAGUCAUCAACAUCAGUGACAGGACCAUUGAGGAGGAUGCUAAUUUAACAUGGCCAAGGCGAUCCUACUCUCCUGGGAGUUUUGAAGAAGGCUACACGCCAGACUGUAGCUCCAAUGAGAACUUAACAUCCAGCGAGGAGGACUUUUCGUCGGGACAGUCCAGUCAUGUAUCCCCCAGUCCCACAACGGCAUACCCCAUGUACCACCGGGACAAGAGCCGCUCGCCUUCUCAGCAGUCGUUUGAGAGCAGCAGCCCGCCCACGCCGCUGUCACAGAAGAGGUUAAAGCAGCAGGUGUUGGUGGUGGGUUCUGGUGCCCACAAAACGGCACCGGCUUGGCCGAGUGAUGGGGAGUCCACUGCAUCCAGCCGGACGUCCCAUGACACCAGCCUCCAGGGAGAUAUGGAAGCUACCUUCAAUGACAGCUCUGGGUCCUAUGCCUUUGACCUGGAUCAGACCGAGGACCAAACCCAGGACUCGUUCAGUGGAUCCCCACCUCCAUCCCCUCGAUUCCGGUCUAAGAGCCGCAGCAGCCGAGACACACAGUCCAGCGGGUCUCUGGAGUCGGCUCUCUCGGACCUCCUGAAGCACACGCCCUCGUCCCACCCGGACCUCCCCUUGCUGCAGGACGCUCUCCGGAUCUCACAAAACUUUCUGUCCAGCGUCAACGAAGAGAUAACCCCACGUCGGCAAUCCAUGACCGUUAAGAAAGGAGAGGGUUUCACAUUCCUAAUCUCCUCUGAUUACGAAAGAGCCGAGUGGAGGGAGAUUAUUCGAGAACAACAGAAAAAAUACUUGUACUGCUCUCUGGAGGUGGAUUCAUUUGGAUAUUUUGUGAACAAGGCAAAGACCCGAGUGCAUCGAGACUCCACUGAACCCAACUGGAACGAGCUGGACCCGCAAACGUUACAAAACAAAGACUGGCAAAGAACUGUUAUUGCGAUGAAUGGGGUCCAAGUGUUGCUGUAUUUUCUGCAGCUUGAGGGAAUCCCGACUCCAGACAGCAAACGCCAGAGCCUGCUCUUCUCCACAGAAGUGUAA
Messenger RNA from Knipowitschia caucasica, 1269 nucleotides. The record is from the annotation of a GenBank genome assembly. Lineage: Eukaryota; Metazoa; Chordata; Actinopteri; Gobiiformes; Gobiidae.